AUGAGCCGAGGAAGUGGAGGCGGCUACGAUCGUCACAUCACAAUCUUCUCGCCGGAAGGUCGUCUCUUCCAAGUCGAGUACGCUUUCAAGGCAGUGAAGGCGGCUGCUGUUACAUCGAUAGGCGUUCGCGGCAAGGAUUCCGUCUGCGUAGUCACCCAGAAGAAGGUUCCGGACAAGCUUCUGGAUCAGACUAGCGUCACCCACCUUUUCCCUAUCACCAAGUACCUUGGGUUGCUGGCGACGGGCAUGACAGCUGAUGCAAGGACUUUGGUCCAACAAGCAAGAAAUGAAGCUGCUGACUUCCGGUUUAGAUAUGGCUAUGAAAUGCCAGUCGAUGUAUUGUCAAAAUGGAUAGCAGAUAAGUCACAGGUUUAUACACAACAUGCCUACAUGAGACCGCUUGGAGUAGUUGCUAUGGUUUUGGGCAUCGACGAUGAGAAGGGGGCUCAACUUUAUAAAUGUGACCCAGCUGGACACUUUUUUGGACACAAGGCCACAAGUGCUGGGUUGAAAGAACAGGAGGCUAUAAAUUUUCUGGAGAAGAAAAUGAAAAAUGAUCCUGCAUUCUCCUAUGAUGAAACAGUGCAGACUGCCAUAUCUGCUUUGCAAUCUGUUCUGCAAGAGGACUUUAAGGCCACUGAGAUUGAGGUGGGAGUGGUGAGAGCGGACAAUCCAGUUUUCAGGGUUUUGUCUACUGAGGAAAUAGAUGAACACUUGACUGCCAUUAGUGAGCGCGAUUGA
Linum trigynum is the source of this 741-nucleotide messenger RNA. NCBI's taxonomy places the organism in Eukaryota, Viridiplantae, Streptophyta, Magnoliopsida, Malpighiales, Linaceae. The record is from the annotation of a GenBank genome assembly.